AUGUGUGAGAAUGACAAGUUAAAACUGUGUGCCCUUCUUGUUCGAAAAGAAAAGCUGAUGAAUAUGAAGAGAAUUAUUCAGAGGUCAAUCAAAGAAAAAAUUAAUUCAUCAGAAAGUUUUAUAGAAUGCAGCGAAUCAGAAGGAGAAGUGCCUUUGAUUACUAGGAGUUCUGAAAAUGACGUCAUAAGGACAUCGACCAUUUCCCUACCUCGCUUAAAUUUAUUUUUUAAUAAGCAAGAUGACAAUUUUUCCAAUAUUAAUGAAGAUAACCAUGAAAAAUCAUUUUUGUACAAAUCAGAAGCAUUAAAUAUUAUUCAAAAUGAAGAACCACAUGCUAAUAAUAUUGGAAUAGAAGCGGGAUCUACUUCAAUCAACUCUGAUAGUUUUGUAGUAUCACACGCACGUGAGAUUUGUCAUAAAGAGGUGGUUGAGAAUAUGCAGACACUGUCUCCCCUACUUGUUUUAGAAAUCGAUGCAUCUAAUUCUAAAAUCACGUCAAUGUGCGAUACAAUACAAGAAGUAAGGCACCCGAAUGAAAAAGACAAUAUACAAGACAUAUCACUUCUAAACAUUGAUAUAGACGCUGAUGCAUCUGACUUAGAUACCUUUGUCAUUCCAAAUAAUAUUGAACUUGAAUUAAACCAUACAAACAAAGAUGAGAAUAUACAGACACUACAGCAUACAACGGAGCCAAGACUUGCUUUAGAUACCUGUGAAGUAGAUAUCCCUGAAAACAAUAUAGAAGUCCCUCAAGAGCAAAAAAAAUUAUGUCCUGAAAUAAAUGAAAUAGAACAUGAGCAACAAAAUAUUGUCUUGAAACCAACUAUCACUUCUCAGGAUGUUCCACUUAGUAGUGACGAAAAUAACAAUACAAAAAGAACUGCUAAAAGACAACGGUUAACAUCAAAAUUUGCAAAGUCAUGCAUGGAUUUUUAUUCAGAAGAAGAAAACAAUGAUUUUUCUUCGGGAAGCUCGGACUUAUGGUCAGAAAAAGAGAUUUCGGUUGAUUCAGAUGAAGAAAAUAAUCAAAAGAGGAAAAGAAAGAAAACGAAGUCUAAAAAACUUACAAAAACGACAAAACUAGAUAGACAAAUAGUACCAAUAAAAAAAAGAAAACCUGAAAAUAAACGGGAAACAAGAAAAACUCUAAAAGAAAAAGGUUUAGCUUAUGCAACAACAUCUGGAAAACUAAAAGAAGCCCGAAAAUUACGCGGAAAUCCUUGUAAGGAACAAAAAUGUGUCAGAAAAUGUUUUGAAAUAACAGAAGAUAGACGAAAAUCUCUUUUUGAUUAUUUUUGGGCACUUGAUGAUACAAAAAAAAGAGAUUGGUUAGUACAAUGCUCUAGAGUAAUAGAUAUAAAACGCAAAAAGACAAAAAAUAUAAUAAGCAGGAGAUCUUUGUCUCAUGAAUAUUUUAUUAAUGAAGGUGAGGGACGCAGGCAAGUUUGCCAGCAAUUCAUUCUAAAGACACUGGAUAUAUCUCAAACAUAUCUACUAUAUACAGUAAACCAUGCAACCGAAGGAUUAUCAACCCAUGAAUCUAGAACACGUACCGCACCUGACAAAUACGAUGAAAAUACAAAAUUAGACGCAAAAAAGUACAUAGAAACUUUGCCAGCUUUACCGUCUCACUACAGCAGGAAAAAAUCAAAUAAAUUGUACUUACCUGAACAGUUCAAGAACUUAUCAAACUUAUAUAGACUGUACGUUAAACACUCUGAACGGUUAUCCAUAAAGUGUUUAAGUGAAAAGAUGUUUUCGAUAAUGUUUAGAGAAUAUAAUUUUGCGUUUCAUGUCCCCAAGAAAGAUAAGUGUUCUAUCUGUACUAAAAAUGAAAAUAAUCCGGAUUCAACGACUAAUGAACAAUUGCAGGAACACUUAAUGGAGAAAGAGGCUACAUACAAACGUCUUCACAUUCAUCGAAAUUUGAAAUCGGAUCAGGCGUUAGUUGUGGCUAGUUUCGACCUCCAAAAGGUUUUAGCAACACCUCACGGGGAAAGCAUGAUGUUGUACUAUUCACGAAAGUAUGCUGUAUAUAAUUUUACAGUAUACGAGUGUAAAACACAAAAUGGAUAUUGCUAUACAUGGGGGGAAGGAGACGGUAAAAGAGGAAGUUGUGAAAUAGCAACAUGCCUUACUCGUUAUUUAAAAGAAGUUGAUAACAGAGGAGUAAAAACAUUAAUAUUUUACUGUGAUAACUGUACGGGACAGAAUAAAAAUAGAGUGAUUUUAUCCCUGUUCAAAUAUUUCCUGCAAACAUCUCAAAAUCUACAAACAAUACAAAUAAACUACCUCCUUCCUGGCCAUACAUAUAUGCCGGUCGAUAGUAUGCACGCUGUCAUUAAAAGGGAAGUAAAAAAUUUGAUUAUUUGGGCACCAUCUCAAUGGGCCACGUUUAUGGAGACUGCCAGAAAGCGCCCAAAGCCUUAUUCUGUAGAGGUAUUAGAACAUACAGAUUUUAUAAACUUUAAUAAUCUAUCGGAUACCAUAUUUACUCCAGCAACCCUUAAAAACAAAGAUCUGCGUAUGAAACAAAUAAGAGUGUGCACUUUUAAAAAAUCUGCAUUGGCUCAUAUGCAAGUGAAAUAUACAAUGCAUGAAAAUGGUACCACUUAUAAUAUUAAUCUCUCCAGACAAAUGCAUGAAAAAGGCAAAGGUAAAGGAAUAGGAAAGAGGACAAAUAAAGGUAAACAGAAAAAAGACUCAGAUAAAGUAAAUGAAAAUAAAGAAGGAAGUAGAAGUUCGGAUGAUAUUUUAUCACCCCUUUAUAGGGAACGAUUGCCAAUUUCAGUGGCAAAAUAUAAUGAUCUCAAAAAAUUAUGUGAAACUGGUAUUAUUCCAAAGAGAUUCCAUGAUGAAUAUUUGCGCCUCCCAAAUAAAGCAAAAGUCCUCGAUGUUCUCAAUGAUACUGAUGAAAAUGACGAGGAUAAUGAUGAAUCAUAUGAACCAAACUAA
Diatraea saccharalis (sugarcane borer) is the source of this 2955-nucleotide messenger RNA. NCBI's taxonomy places the organism in Eukaryota, Metazoa, Arthropoda, Insecta, Lepidoptera, Crambidae. The record is from the annotation of a GenBank genome assembly.